CGCUCCCGCCUCUAGGCCGGAGCCAAUCCUCCGCUCCAUAGGGGUGGGGGUGAGGGCCGGCAGACAGCGGAGAGGCAUGGAGGGAGCGCGUCCCAGGAAAGCCCCUGGCCAAUGCCAGCCGGAUUUCUGGGGAACGAGGAAGGAUCCGGCGCAGAGGCCGCAGGAGCCGAGGCGCCCCAGGCCUGGAGAGGCCGGGAGGAGAGAGGAGACCAGAGCUGGAGGGAGGGGGGGGUGGGGGCCAAGCCUGGAGGCGCCGUCCCGCCCCCGCAGGUGCGGUGCGCAGGCGCACUUCCCGCGCGAGCCUCACUCCGCUCCACCAUCCCGGAUCCUUUGCCGCAGCGUCAGCAGCGCCGCCGCCUUCUUUUCCUCUUCCUCCUCCUCUUCGGCCUCCGCCUCCUCUUCCUCCUCCACCCCUCCCUCUCCUCCGCGUCUCCCGAAGCGGCGCCGGGAGCCCGCGCCGAGUCCCGGACCGUGCGGUGCCAUGCUGCCCCGGCGGCGGCGCUGAAGGAUGGCGACGCCGGUCCCUCCGCCCGCGCCGCGGCACCUGCGGCUGCUGCGGCUGCUGCUGUCGGGCCUUGUCCUCGGCUUGGCCCUGCGCGGGGCCGCCGCCGCCGCCAGCCGCCCGGAUGUGGCUGCCUGCCCUGGGAGCCUGGACUGUGCCCUGAAGAGGCGGGCGAGGUGUCCCCCAGGGGCACACGCCUGUGGGCCCUGCCUGCAGCCCUUCCUUGAGGACCAGCAAGGGCUCUGCGUGCCCAGGGUGCGACGGCCGCCCGGGGAGGACCGACCCCAGCCCAGACUGGAAGAUGAGAUCGACUUCCUGGCCCAGGAACUCGCCCGGAAGGAGGCCGGACACUCAAGUCUCCCAGCCCCGCCCCUGCCCGAGGCUGGGCAGCAGCUCCCGGAGGCUGCAGCCACUGUGGGAUUCUCAGAGCGGGGCCAAGGACCCAAGCCCGGCCGCCCCUCUGCGGGGCGGGGAGCCCGCACGCCCACGCCCAGCACCGCCUGGGGCUCCCCUGUGUCCUCCGGGCCAGUGCACAUGGCGCCCCUGGAGCCCCGGGGCGGGCGCGGCGACGGCCUCGCCCUCGUGCUGAUCGUGGCGUUCUGCGUGGCCGGCGCGGCCGCCCUCGCCGUGGCGGGCGUCUGCUGGUGCAGGCUGCAGCACGAGAUCCGCCUGACCCAGAAGGCAGACUACGCGGCCCCCAAGCCCCCCGGCUCGCCCGCGGAGCCCCGGAUUUCGAUUUCGCCCGGGGACCAGCGGCUGGCACACAGCGCCGAGAUGUACCACUACCAGCACCAGAGGCAGCAGAUGCUGUGCCUGGAGCGGCAUAAAGAGCCCAAGGAGCUGGACUCGGCCUCCUCGGACGAGGAGAACGAAGAUGGAGACUUCACGGUGUACGAGUGCCCGGGCCUGGCCCCGCGCUGCCCGCCUAGCACCCGCCCACCUUCGCAGACCGGGGAGAUGGAGGUGCGCAACCCCCUGUUCGACCACGCCUCGCUGUCCGUGGCCCCGCCCAGCCCGUGCUCGCCGUCUGCACCGCCGCCGCCGCAGUGACCCGAGGCCAGCGAUGCCCACGUGUUCCCGCCACCCGGGACGGGGCGGGCGGCAUCGCCCACCAAGAAGAACGCGAACGCGCUCUGAUGCUGUCUGCCUGUGGCUGGGGCAUGGGGUGCUGGGCCCGGAACCCCUUGCCAGGGAGACCCCUCCUUUGUGCCGGGAGACUUCUGCCCCCCUUGUGCCUCUCCUGUUUGGUUUGGACCCCCAAACUGGAGGGGGAAGGGAGAACCCUAGAGCCCAGGCAUGGACAGGGAAUUUGGGAGACAAAAGCCAAUUAAAGUACAUUUCAAACCUG
Microcebus murinus (gray mouse lemur) is the source of this 1850-nucleotide messenger RNA. The record is from RefSeq and is a predicted model, not a curated record. NCBI's taxonomy places the organism in Eukaryota, Metazoa, Chordata, Mammalia, Primates, Cheirogaleidae.